This is a messenger RNA of Morone saxatilis (striped sea-bass), 5412 nucleotides long. Its product is annotated as serine/threonine-protein kinase ICK-like. Gene Ontology annotation, cellular component: nucleus; cilium; cytoplasm. Gene Ontology annotation, molecular function: protein serine/threonine kinase activity; ATP binding. Gene Ontology annotation, biological process: cilium assembly; intracellular signal transduction; intraciliary transport. The transcript is spliced from 14 exons. The coding region runs from base 2778 to 4724 and encodes 648 amino acids. The record is from RefSeq and is a predicted model, not a curated record. NCBI's taxonomy places the organism in Eukaryota, Metazoa, Chordata, Actinopteri, Moronidae.
GGCAUUUUUUUUACCUUUAGUGUACUGUAUGUUCCUAGAAGGUUCUGUUUGUAAAUAUUUUGAGUUUUUAUUAUUAUUAUUAGUAGUAGUUGUUGUUGUUGUGAUAUAAAAAUUCAAUUAUUUUUUAUUUAUUUGGAUUAAUUAUUGAUUAAUUUGCCAACCAACAGUGGGUUGAGUGGGUUGUCACAGUUUUUGGAAGUUGGGGCAACAAGAAAAGAAAUAAGGUUGGUUGUUUUGAUUAAUUGAAGGUUUAUAGUGAUCCUAGUUUGAUUAUUGAUUAAACUGUGACUAUAUGUUUUUUAUCUUCAGCCCUAAAAAGUAAAAUCCUCAGAGUUGAUUCCUUAAGACAAAAUCUUCUUGAAUCGAGGGUCUGUUGUGUAAAGUGCAUCUACUGUGGGGGUACCGGGCAUGAAAAGGUUUGAGAACCCCUGAUCAAAGUCGCUGGUCUACAAAAUAACAGAAAAUAAUGUAAAAUGACGAUAAGAUGUUCCUAGAACUCAUAACAGUGUCGGCUUCACAUUUCUGUCCUUGUUGCAUGUCGGUAGUCACCCAUUCUGAGUUAUAUUGACAUAAAGUGUUAGUGCUCUACAAACAGAUCGGCACACUACUGGCCGUACUAAUCACAGACCUGCUCCAUAUGUUUACCAUUCAGUUAUUCUACUGAAGAAUGAAAAUACAGGCCCACCUCUGUGUUGAGCACAAUGGUUGAGUAGCUCCUCUGUCCUCUGGGCUACUUCAGCUUCAUAAGGAGACUGUUUCACCUCGUUUGUAAAAUACAUCACUGGAAUUAACUUGUCACUGAAGACCUUCCCUUCAAACUAUUGGUAUCUUCCAGAGUAAGAAGUAAAGUAAGUAAACAAACUCUCUGGGUUAAAAAGCUUUAAGAAACACUGCCAGAGUAGCAGAGCUGCACACAGCAUGUCCUCUGUCAGCGUAGUAAUUUGAAGGCAGACAAGUUCUGCAAGUGAAGUCAGUAAAAAACAGCUGGUUUGGGCAGAUAUGAGCCAUUCAAAUGUCUACAAGACGCCGGUAGAGCUUACACAAAAAUCUGGAUUCCCAAAUAAGUGUUUCUAUUUUUUUUACUUUGGACUACAUUUCAGAGGGGAAUAUUGUGGUUUUUACUUCACUGCAGUUACUUUUUGCAGAUCAAGACAUGCAAAACGACGAGUUAGGCAGGAUAGAAAAUAUGAUACAUCAUUAAAUAAUACUACUCUGGCUUCACUUUGCAGCUACAAUAAAAAUACUUCUUAUAUUGUAGAGUCAGUAAUGAUGACCUAUUAAUAUGAAUUACAUAGUAAUAUAACACUCUGAAAGGAUCAGUAAUUUUUCCUUCUGACAUCUGUGAUACUUUUUCAAGCAAAGUCUUCUUUUGUUUUUUUUUAAUUGUUUAAUUAUUUUGCGAAGUAUUCUGCUUUAAAUUAUGGAUCUAAAUAGUUUACCCACUAUUGCAUCUGUGUGUCAGAGAUGGAGCAAAGCACAUUCGCCUUCAUACUGACCUUAAGUACAGUUUUAAUGUAAUGGUACUUUACUUUUGUGAGGCUUUAAAUUUUUCCGCCACUGCAUUUCAGUGGGAAAUUGUAUUGUUUUUUAAUCUAUGUUUAUUAUUGUAUAUGUGGAAUUUUACAAACAAAAUGGCAGAAAAUCAGAAAAAACAGCCUUGUUUUAGUCAGUCUUUAAGAUUUAAUACAAUUCUAGAGGUGAAAAGGGUAAACUCAAUGAGAAGGAUGUCAUUACACUAGUAAAUAUAGCCUUAAAUUGUCUUUUACUAAUCAAAAUUUUAGUGCUAUUUGUUUAAUUUCUGACUAUUUAAGUACAGUUUUCAAAGCAGAACUUAUUCAUCCAUUGUAGUGUUGCGUCUGAGCACUUUGUAUACCACCACUUGUGUGUGCAUGUGUAAGUAUUGCCUCAGGGUCCAUAAAAACACUUUUGCACCAUCUGCUUCACUGUAGGUGGGCGACUUGACCAGAGAAGAAGAAUACGAAGCAAGAGCACAACUCCUCUCUCACUUCCGGCUUUGCUUAGCGCCGUAAAAUCUUUCUCGUUUUACGUAGUUUUUUAAAAUAAAUAUUGAUCUUUUUUAAAAUUAUCCUUGUGUAGUGUUGUGAACGAGACUUAAUACGACUUGUACAUUUCACCAGUGUGUAUUUAAAUUGUUUAUGAGAUUGUGAAUGACUGUUUUGCAUUAAUGUUCACCUUUGCGUGCAAUAUGCAGACUAUAAGAAGGGGAAAGACAAACAAAACAUAUACAAUAGAUUAUAUUAAUAUAUUUAAAUAGUUAUUUUAAUGUUAUAUUUCAGACACUGACAGUAGGUUUCAGACGGUAUGGGGUGUACGACACGGAAGCAGUAACUUAUUUCAUCUCGUUGUGUAUCUUUGUCCACAGAGGAGGAGAGCUGUGAUUUGUUGCUGUUUUUAUAGCAACGCGAGACUCUGAUGAUCGGACGACAGGGGCCUGGAUGAAAUGUAUUUAUAUUGUGUGUUGGACACACUGGAUUGCGGUUGAUCAGCCUCCGGACGCUGUCAGUCAAUUGAUUAAUCCCUUAAACCAUUUGUUGAUCAGCGAUUACGAAUGCUCGGAUAUGUGUGGUUGUCGAUUUGACGCGAGGAGGCUAGAAGGAGGCAAGUCCAUGACACCAUGAGUCCUCCAGCUCUGCCAGUGGUCUUCUGCUGUUGUCACAGGAAGAUUUGGUUGCAUUCAGCAGCCGGAAGCAAACGCAGCUCCUUUCUCCACCCGAUUAUUAUCUGCCCCCGUAAGUUGCUAUGGAAGGACGAGCAUAAUGAAUAGAUACACCACCAUCAGACAGCUCGGGGAUGGCACCUACGGCUCCGUCAUCCUCGGCCGCAGUCUGGAGUCCGGAGAGCUGGUUGCCAUAAAGAAAAUGAAAAGAAAAUUCUACUCGUGGGAAGAAUGCAUGAACCUUCGUGAAGUCAAGUCUUUAAAGAAACUCAACCAUGCUAAUGUGAUCAAACUUAAGGAGGUAAUUCGAGAAAAUGAUCACUUGUACUUCAUAUUUGAGUACAUGAAGGAAAAUUUGUAUCAGCUAAUGAAAGACAGGACUCGGUUGUUCCCUGAAUCUGCUGUAAGAAAUAUUAUGUUUCAGAUACUUCAGGGGCUCGCAUUCAUUCAUAAACACGGGUUCUUUCACAGGGACAUGAAACCGGAGAAUCUUCUGUGCAUGGGCCCAGAGCUGGUGAAAAUAGCCGACUUUGGGCUUGCCCGAGAAAUCAGAUCGCGACCACCAUACACAGACUAUGUCUCGACACGAUGGUACAGAGCCCCGGAGGUGCUCCUCAGAUCCACAUCCUACAGCUCACCCAUAGACCAGUGGGCAGUUGGUUGCAUCAUGGCAGAGCUUUAUACACUCAGGCCUCUUUUCCCAGGCUCCAGUGAAGUAGACACCAUAUUCAAGAUUUGCCAAGUCUUGGGUACACCAAAGAAGAACGAUUGGCCAGAGGGAUACCAACUGGCAAGUGCUAUGAAUUUCCGUUGGCCUCAGUGUGUUCCCAGUAAUCUGAAGACACUGAUCCCGAAUGCGAGUCCUGAAGCAAUCCAUCUGAUGACAGACCUGCUUCAGUGGGAUCCCAAGAAGAGGCCAGCUUCAGCCCAGGCUCUCAGGUACUCUUACUUCCACGUGGGCCAGGCUUUGGGCACUCCUCAGCAGAUCCUGGAGCAGGGCAGACCUCAGCCAGGCCUUGUGCCGCUGCAGGCUCCUUUGCAGUCACAACAGACGCUGCAGCAGCAACAACCCCUGCUGCUUAAGCCCGUGCCCCCCUCCCAGCCUCCACCUCCCAACCAACACUGCUCCCCCUCCAGGCCUCUCCAGCAGAUCCAGCCCUCCCCUGUAUCCGCCGCCGCCCAGGCAGCAGCGUACCAACGGCACACAGAGCUGGCGCGAGAGCAGCAAACGAAGCACAUCCUAAAGCAGGAACAGACGUCACAAGGAACGCCACAGAGCCACCUUCCUUACAUUGUUGACAAGAGUCUCCAGAGCAAGCAAACGAGACAGGAGUCAGAAAAUGCCAACCUGCUGAGCUAUCAGCUGAAACCGAAAGGAGGGCGGCGGCGUUGGGGCCACGGCACAGGACACCUGAAGGGUGAAGACUGGGACGACUACGAAGAAACUGAUCUGACCUCCAUAAGUAUUCUCGGGAAAAGUAACUUCUCCGCAGAGAAGUCGAGGCAGGGGGAGGAUGCACUGAGCAGAUAUGGAAAUGUUCUGGAUUAUAGUCGGCCCAAAGGAAAAGAAGAUGCACCCUUAAACCUGAACAAGACCACAGCCUACCAAGAGCCAUCAAGAACUGCUUCUGCUAAACAGCAUUACUUGAGGCAGUCAAGAUAUUUACCUGGCAUUAGUACAAAGAAGAACGUGGCCAUAAAUGCUAGUAAAGACUUCACUGGCAGCCAUCUUUGGGGCAACAGUGGUAUUCCAUUUGGAGGGACUCUACCGAGCAGAGGCGCUCACGGUACAAAUACAAUCCCGGGCGGAUACAUGCCGUCGUUUUACAAAAAAGACCUUGGUUCUGCUGGUCACCGGGUGCAUCAGGGCCCUUCAGCGGAAUCAACAGCGUCAAAUUAUGCAACAUGGCAGUCUGGCCGGAGUCCGAUGAACACCUCUGCCAACGUGCUAUUGGCCAACAAGAGCACCCCUGGUCUGCUGCCUCGCCCACCGGUACAGACCAUCCACGGGCGAACAGACUGGUCUGCCAAAUAUGGACACCGCUAGUGCCCUCCCUGGAGCUCCGAUCCGUGCCCUGGAACUCUUUCUCACCUCCAAAGAGUAGGCCUAGUUGUUUUAUAAUGAAAGAAUCUGUACAUACAUCUUACACAGCAAUAAUUUGGUUCUUUUUUUUCAUUAUGUGUAUUAUGGGUGUCGUGCGUUGUGAGAUAUCUGUAUGUGUAUGUGUGUAUAGCUAAAUGCAACCAGCCAAAAUUUGAGCCCAGAUUUACUCCUCAGUGUUAUAGUUUGUAUUUCUGUAACAUAACUGCUGUCCUUACAGAGGUUACAACCUGUACCCUCAGUUUUGUAUCAGAUUUAUCAUUGAAUGUUGUUCACCAACCUGUAUACAUAAUAUAUGCAUAUUAUACAUUUAUGAAAACUUCACUGUGACUUGUUUUUGGCUAACUAAUUACUUUGCCUCUGUACAGUACAGUAUUUUCUUUUUUUAUACAUCCCUGCUGUAAUUUCUUUUAUGUGUAGCCUUAUCAAUCAGGUAACUUUUUAUUUGUGCAUUUUAAUGAAAUUCAAGGCAGUGCUUUAAUUUCAGUAAAAAUGAGUACAGUGCAAGUUGUUGCCACACUGUAUGAAUCUGUUUUUGGAAGUAAAAUGAUCUGAGUUAACAUGUUCAACUCCUUUGGCCAAACUGAGUGUGAUUAUUGCCAGUUAUUGAGUAUAAUUAAACAUUUGAUUGCGU